Castor canadensis (American beaver) is the source of this 630-nucleotide messenger RNA. It is a transcript of the gene Edn3, whose product is annotated as endothelin 3. Lineage: Eukaryota; Metazoa; Chordata; Mammalia; Rodentia; Castoridae. Gene Ontology annotation, molecular function: hormone activity; endothelin B receptor binding. Gene Ontology annotation, cellular component: extracellular region. Gene Ontology annotation, biological process: regulation of systemic arterial blood pressure by endothelin; intracellular calcium ion homeostasis; vein smooth muscle contraction. The record is from RefSeq and is a predicted model, not a curated record.
UGGGCCGGGGCCUCCCGCUCCUGAUUGGGGUUCAUGGAGCCGGGGCUGUGGCUCCUUUUCGGGCUCACAGUGACCUCCGCGGCAGGAUUUGUGCCUUGCUCCCAGCCUGGGGGCUCUGGCAGAACCAGUGCCCCGGCACCCCCUGGAGCCAGAUCUGAGGGGGAUUGUGAAGAGACUGUGGCUGGCCCAGGUGAGGGGACUGUGACCCCCCCAACAGCAGUGCAGAGUCCACAUCCGGAAAGUGCUGGGGAGCAGGCAGCCAAGGCGGGGCCUGCACUGCACCGUGCCCGGCGCUGCACGUGCUUCACCUACAAGGACAAGGAGUGUGUCUACUAUUGCCACCUGGACAUCAUCUGGAUCAACACUCCUGAGCAGACUGUGCCAUAUGGACUGUCCAACUAUAGAGGAAGCUUCCGGGGCAAGAGGUCCUCAGGGCCAUUUCUGGGGAGCUCACAGCCCUUGUCGCAGACACCCUUGCGCUGUGCUUGUGUGGGGACAGAUGACAAGGCCUGCGUACGCUUCUGCAUGCAAACCUUGGAUGUCAGCAGUGAUUUGAGGAGAGCAGACAAGCCAGGCAAAGAAGAAAAGGGGGAGGCCGCUGGGGCCCGCAGAGGCCUUCGUCCAAGGUGA